UUAUAUAUUCGCUAAAAAAGGGAAGAAAGAAAAGAAGGAAGGAAACCGAGAGAGAGAGAGAGAGACGUUGAAGAGAGAGAAUAUAACGUCUGGUCUACGAACGCCGGAGGCAGACAAUCCGCGACGAGUCGGGGACACAAGACGUAGUGGGGUUUUGCAGCGUGUGUGGCUGUUGCUUGUUGAUUGAUUUCUCUUCUACGCGACAAUGACGGGCGGAGGCGAGAAUUCUGCUGUUAUUGACGGCGAGGGGUUGCCGGACGCCGGAGGAGGCGCAGUCGUGGUGGUCGGAAUUACGCUCGAUACGCGGAGUAAGGAAUUGCUGACUUGGGCGCUAGUGAAGGUUGCGCAGAGCGGCGACCGCGUGAUUGCUCUGCACAUCAUAGAUCCCAAGGCUGAUACAUCGAAUCUGCUUGAGUUGAUGAAGACUUUCAAUUCAAUGUUGUCUGCAUAUGAAGGUUUCUGUAGCCUGAAACAGAUUGAUUUAAAGCUUAAGGUCUGUAAAGGAUCUCCGAUUCGGAAACUCCUAUCGCAGGAGGCAAAAUCAUGUGCUGCGACGAGCUUAAUCCUCGGUACUUCAGAAAUCCAUCACAGAAUUAAAUCAAGGAUCUCUGUGGCAAAGUAUUGUGCCAAGAGUCUUCCAAAGAAUGUAUCUGUUCUAUGUGUAGAAAAUGGGAAGAUCAUAUUCCACAGAGAAUCAAAUGAUUCCAGUGGCUCAUUACUCGGACAUCACGGCAAGUUGGAAUCGAGAUUCGAGAGGAAGGCAUUACCUAAAAGCCCAUUGAGUCUGCCACCAAAGGAUGAUUUGUUAGCAGGGAAUGAGAAUCUUCCAAUGGCUCUGGUGCCCAUUAGAACACAUUCGCCCCAAUGUAAAUCAGGAUGGCCAUUGUUGCGGAGGAUGCUUCUACACAGCCGACGAUCAGCUGAAGCUUCUUCACCAAAGACACCGUCUCUGGUUCAACGAAUGUUAAAAUGGCCUAGUCGACAAUCCGUUGCAGCCAUAUACCCUGAUCGAAAAAAUAUUCCUCCCCCUGAAAAGGAUGAAUGUCAUUCAGAUAAGGAACCAGAUAAGGAUGCUGCUAUACUCCACUCUGCCGAUUCGGAUUCUCAUCCGUGUUCGUCCAAUGCUUUCUCAGAAGAACUCAAGGCUCUAGGACAGAAGUAUUCGACAAUAUGCCGAGUUUUCAGCUACCAGGAACUCUCGUCGGCGACAAAUAAGUUUAUAUCUGAAAAUUUGAUCGGAAGCGGAGGCAGCAGCUGUGUUUAUAGAGGAUCUUUACCGCGAGACAAUCUUAUAGCAGUGAAAGUUCUAAAGCCAUCCGAAGAUGUUCUGAAGCAUUUUACCUCUGAAAUUGAAAUUAUUACAUCUUUGUGUCACAAGAACAUUAUAUCGUUACUCGGAUUCUGUUUCGAGGAAGAUAAAUUGCUUCUAGUUUACAAUCUUUUCGCCAAAGGGAGCUUGGAAGAGAAUCUCCAUGGUACUGCGAAUAACGAAAUUUUGCUCGGCUGGGAGCAUCGGUAUAAAGUUGCUUUAGGAGUUGCGGCGGCACUCGACCAUUUACACAAACAAGACAAACCAAUUAUGCACGGAGAUGUAAAAUCUUCGAAUAUCCUCCUUUCCGAUGAUUUUGAACCUCAGUUGUGUGAUUUUGGUCUCGCUACACGGGCUUCAAACUAUUCGAGUCACGUUUGUGGCGCUGAUGUUGCUGGCACAUUCGGAUACUUGGCUCCCGAGUAUUUCAUGCACGGAAAAGUAAACGAAAAAGUCGAUUCCUUUGCCUUCGGCGUCGUGCUACUCGAGCUGUUGUCCGGAAGAAAGCCAAUCGAUAACGGGUUACCAAAGGGCCAACAAAGCUUGGUGAUGUGGGCGAAGAAUAUUUUCAAGGAUAGCGCAGUUUCAGAGCUUCGCGAUCCGAACUUGUCUGAUUCUUACGACUGCAAUCAGUUCGAGACGAUGCUCCUCGCCGCAAUGUUGUGUAUCCGGAGCAUACCCCUGUCUCGUCCCGAAAUGAGCGUCGUUCUGAAACUCCUCGAGGGCGAUCCGGAAUUGAUCGAAUGGGCGAGACGGGAAACCAAGAAUUACGACGACUUAAGCGUCGUCAGCGGUAAACAAUCCGCGACAAAUAUCCAAUCGUUCAUCAAUCUCGCACUCCUCGACCUGGAAGACGACUCAGCGUCGAUUAGCAGCACUGAACAGAGCAUCUCGGUCGAGGAUUACUUGGGAGGCAGAUGGAGCAGGUCAUCGAGCUUCGACUGAAAAAACUUUGCUUCCGUGCAUGCAAUCUCGGUUAGAAUCUGUACAUGAUAAAAAUGAACCCCUUACAAUACACGACACUUAUUUCCACCGCGAAUUGCGACAAAUAAGGUUGCCUGGCGAUUCUUGGAAUGUCGCUCGUAGAAGUUAUGUAAGAAUGACGAGCUGCGAGCUGAAGUAUCGUAAGAAUGACGAGCUGCGAGCUGAAGUAUCGAUUUUAGUCGUAGUCGUUGUCUCGUCCUAGGCUGAGGUACAUUAAGUUAGUCAAAAAACUGGAAUGAUGGAUCGAUUGAUCGAUCUUGUUAGAAAUUUGAAGUUGUUUGAUGGUCUUUUCUUCC
Molecule: messenger RNA, 2589 nt
Organism: Andrographis paniculata
Lineage: Eukaryota; Viridiplantae; Streptophyta; Magnoliopsida; Lamiales; Acanthaceae
Product: protein kinase STUNTED-like
Exons: 9
Coding region: 206-2254 (682 amino acids)
Biological process (GO): protein phosphorylation
Molecular function (GO): protein kinase activity; ATP binding
Source: RefSeq, a predicted model, not a curated record